Alnus glutinosa is the source of this 1897-nucleotide messenger RNA. Its product is annotated as UPF0481 protein At3g47200-like. The transcript has 2 exons. The record is from RefSeq and is a predicted model, not a curated record. The coding region runs from base 171 to 1598 and encodes 475 amino acids. NCBI's taxonomy places the organism in Eukaryota, Viridiplantae, Streptophyta, Magnoliopsida, Fagales, Betulaceae.
GUGACCAAAUAUCAUUUCUUAUAUAUGGGGUGGGGGUGCAAAAGGAAGAAAGGAUACACAUAUUAUCAGUGCAUGAAAAAUGAGUGUUGGCAUUUAAGAGGGAUUGUGGAGCUCUCAAGCAAUACAAGCAUUUCUUGCGAGCAAAAUUUGCAGGAAAGCAAACUUGAGGGAUGGAAAUGAUGGCUUACGAUAUUAUUGGAAAAGAACUCGCAAGCAACGACGUGCUCAUUGAUGUUCCAUUGGUCAUGGAGCCUCCUAAUCUGUGGCCUGGGUGCUGUAUCUACCGUGUUCCCAAGAAUCUGCGCAAGAUAAACGAAGAAGCCUACACCCCUAUGCUAGUUUCAAUAGGUCCCUUUCAUCACGGUCUAAAAGAAUUGAAGGACAUGGAAAAGCACAAACUGAAAUAUUUUAAGGAUUUCUUGUAUCGGAGCGGGAAGAGCCAGGAAGAUCUUCUAAAGAUCAUUCAAGACAAUGAAGUAAAAAUUCGUCAUUGCUAUUCAGAAGACUGUAAACUCAGCAGUGCAGAUUUUGUAAAAAUGAUUCUAUUGGAUGCCAUCUUUAUAAUUGAGCUCUUCGUGAGGUUCUAUAAUGUACUUAAAGUUGCAGUUGCAGGUAAUGAAAAAGAGCUCCCCGUAAGGACCCGUGAAGAAGAAAAUGAUUACAUAUCAAGUCAACCAUGGUUGGUAGGUGGUAUACGACAUGACUUGAUAUUACUUGAGAAUCAGCUUCCUUUUUUUGUUCUUGAGCAAUUAUAUACUUUUGCCCUCAGUGACUCUUCAGAUCCCGUCCAUCAGCUUGAUUUUAUUAUUCAUUCAAUCCUUUACUUUGGUGCUUACAUUUAUGGUGAGUUUCAUGAUGAUAUGCAGCUGCCAGAAGAGUUCAACAACAAGGAAGUAAAACACUUCACAGAUUUGAUAAGAGAUGUGUUCUAUUCAGUACCAGAUCUGAAACCUACUGAGUCAUUGGAUAAUGUAUAUUGUGCCACAAAGCUUGACGAGGCAGGAUUGAAAUUCAAAGCAGUUGAAAACAGAAGCUUACUUGACAUAAGAUUCCAUCAGAAUAAGUGGUUGAAUUACUGCCCGUUCUCCAAUUUGUCAUGGCUUUUGGCUUGCUUACCAUGCUUGAAAAGUGUUUUUCCGCCCUUGGAGCGUAUGCAGAGUAUAUUGGAAGUCCCACCCUUAAUGAUUCACGACAGUACUGAAGCUCUUUUUCGAAACCUCGUGGCCUUGGAGCAGUGUCAUUAUCCAUCUCACACUUACAUCUGCAAUUAUGUUGUGCUACUGGACUAUCUAAUCGACACUGAACGAGAUGUGGAAUUGCUUGUGGAAAAAAAUAUCAUUGUUAACAACAUCGGUAGUAACAUUCGAGUGGCGAAUCUAAUUAACAAUCUCUGCCUUCAGAUUUUUGAACAUGAAUCUUGUUACGCAGUUCUAGGUAAAAAGAUUAAUAAGUAUUGUGAUAAUCAUUGGAAUCGCAUCAUGGCAACCAUGAAAAGCGUAUAUUUCCGUGAUUUUUGGAGAGGCACCGCAACCAUAGCUGCACUAAUUGUCUUGGGUUUCACUUUCUGGAGUUUUCUUAGGCCUUAUGUCAAGGAGUAGAUUGAAAAGAGAAUGUUUCAGUGUUUGUUCGAGUGCUUUGCUUUUAGCUGCAAUGGAUGCAAGACAUCUGAACUUUGCAAGAUCGUUGUUUAGCUUGUAAUAUCCUCUAUCCCCUUCAUAGCUUGUAAUCCUGAACAUUGUGAGUGGUUUAUGAGAGUUCAGUAUUAAAUAAUUUUUUUUUUAAAUAAAAAAAAAAAAGGAAAAAAAAAAAAGAGAGUGUGUUUUAGCAUCUAUGGAGUGUCUAUGUAUAUAUUUCUACUGAAUUCUAUCAUAUUUAUGCCGAUAUGAGUUUCUCUCUU